AACAACUUUAAGUAUGGAGACCGCUUGUUUUAAUCACUCAGUCGCUUGUUGUAUUUCGGUUCGUCGUUACUAUUACUGAUACACUUUCGUUUUGUUUAUAAUAGUUACGCCGUCCUUACAUUUUCGCGAAGAGAUUUCCAGCGUGUGGUAUUUUUCGAGCGAAACACCCUUCGUUAUUGAUCCAUCCUCGUCGUACGCUACCACCACCCCUACAAUCACAUUGUCUCAGCCAUGUUGAAGAAUUCUCCAAAUGCCUUGCUGAACAAGUCCAUAUUUCAGCACUACCUCACACUGCCAGUUCCAGAUGACAAGUGCCAAGCCACAUAUCUAUGGAUAGACGGCACCGGAGAAAACAUCAGGUGCAAGACCAGGACACUAGAUUUUAUUCCAAAGAAACCAGAUGAACUGCCUGUCUGGAACUACGAUGGAAGCUCAACGUACCAAGCCGAAGGUGCAAAUUCAGACACAUAUCUGAUGCCAGUGGCCAUUUACAAAGAUCCUUUCCUUAGGGGAAACAGCAAACUGGUUAUAUGUGAUGCCUACAAAUACAACAAGAAACCAACUGAAACCAACAAGAGGCAUUCUUGUCUACAGGCCAUGCUAGCAGCUAAGGACCACCAUCCAUGGUUCGGAAUCGAGCAGGAAUACACUCUCUUGGACAUGGACCUGAGGCCAUUGGGUUGGCCAAAGAAUGGUUUCCCAGGCCCCCAGGGUCCCUAUUACUGUGGGGUAGGGGCUAACAAGGUCUACGCCAGAGAUAUUGUUGAGGCUCACUACAGAUGUUGUUUAUAUGCUGGUAUUAACAUUUCUGGAACCAACGCCGAAGUCAUGCCUGCACAGUGGGAGUACCAAGUAGGACCUUGCGAAGGCAUUGACAUUGGAGACCAACUGUGGGUAUCAAGAUACAUCCUACAAAGGGUAGCAGAAGAUUUUGGUGUAAUCGUCACAUUUGAUCCCAAACCAAUGGAAGGAGACUGGAAUGGUGCCGGAGCUCAUACGAACUUCUCCACCAAAGCCAUGAGAGAAGAAGGAGGAAUUAUCAGUGAAAUUGAGAAGGCUAUUGACAAGUUGAGCAGGAACCACCUGCGGCACAUCCAGGCCUACGAUCCUAAACAAGGCAAAGACAACGAACGUCGCCUUACUGGAAGACACGAAACCUCAUCUAUUCACGAUUUCAGUGCAGGUGUUGCGAAUCGUGGAGCUAGCAUAAGAAUUCCCAGAGGCUGUGCCGAAGAAAAGAAAGGAUACCUUGAAGACAGGCGUCCAGCUUCGAAUUGCGAUCCAUACUCGGUCUGUGAAGCAAUAGUCAGGACGUGUAUUCUUGACGAAUAAUUUGGGAAAAAACAUGAAAAAACCGCGUCUCUUGGCACCACAACAACUCACAAACACGUUUACUUGGAGUAAAAAAUAAAUAGGAUAUAAUGUAAUUUUCAAUCGGUGAAUGCUGAAGUGUCAAUUUUUGUCUAGUCAAACAAUUUCAAAUAGUGACAAAUAUUACGUUUUGGGGUGCAAGUUGCAGGUACAAAUGUCAAAAUGACAUAACCUAUUAGGAUUAAUGCGCUUUAAAAUAUUUUCGCUUCUCCAUCCUGAUUGAAAAAUUACAGUAUUCAAAGUUCCUGGGGCCUUGAAGGUAUUUUGAUGACGUGGAAUUUUCGUUCACCAAGUGAACAAAAGCUUUAAUUUUAGGACAAAAUGAUGCACUCUUUAUAGCUUGUUACAUUUCAGUUUAGUAUAUGAGCAAAGUUUAUUUACAUUGGCUGUUGAUUAUAUAAUGAUUUCAGUAUAUUCAUAAUUUUCUACCUUUAAUGAGGAUAAAACUAUAUGAAUUAUGUUGUUAUACUCUUAAGAUUAUAAUUUUUUGAGUCAGGGUAUGUUUUUACAACAAAAAGCAUCUAACAUUUAUUGACAGAGACAUGUGGCACUUUUGACCUGCAUAACUGAUAAUCUUUAGGUUAAAGGGUCCCAUUAUGUUGUCAAACGAUUUCAUAUGGACUUUAUGUGACUUCCAAUGCAUCGUUAAUGCAGUUCAAUGAAAAUAUCGCAUCUUGAUGUGUAUACUAAGUUGUAAAUCCAAGAUAUCAUGAAUUUGGAGCAUGCUACUGAUACCACUUUCAUUACUGCGAUAUGAUUCCAGCAAAACGUAUUGACAUAGUGAUUAAAUAAUCUCAAUAAUUAUGUAUUACAUGUACUCACGUCCUGAUAAGGUAUUCACAUGAAGUAUUGUGAAAAUAAUCCAAAACAUACCCUUUCAUUAUAAAGAGUUAUGUAAAUAUAUCAUUGCACAAAGUAUGUAGAUGUAUAACGAAAAUAAAUAUAAUGUAAACAUUAUUUUAUGAAUGUACCAUCCUUUUGCAUUUGAGAUUUUAUGUUAUAAAUAUGAGGUAACUCAGAAAGACAAUUUGAUAAUCCUUAAAUACGUUUGAAGAAUAGCAAAAUCGAUUUUCAACGAAAUUUUAAUUUCUCGGCCUAAAUGUUCAUUAUGAAGACGGCUUUUUUAUAUACAUUUUUUAGUAUCUACAUAAAGUGGAAUAGUCAUAUUUCCUUUCUGCACUCUACUAAAAACACAAAAUGAACGUUAGAUGUAUAUUCUUGAUAUGUUGUGUGGAUAUAUGUAAUUGUUUUGUUUUUACUUAGAAUGAAACAUAUCCAGGGCACCUGAAGAACCCUAACCUUGAAAAUAAAAAAACGAUUUCACUCAGUUGCUAGAUCCUAUUUCGACUGAGGCUAUUUUCUAAAUGUAUUAACCAUUUUUCAAUAUUGUAUCAUUUUUAAGGGAAUAUAUAUGUUCUGUUUUCGAAUCA
Molecule: messenger RNA, 2801 nt
Organism: Acanthoscelides obtectus
Lineage: Eukaryota; Metazoa; Arthropoda; Insecta; Coleoptera; Chrysomelidae
Source: the annotation of a GenBank genome assembly